This is a messenger RNA of Camellia sinensis, 642 nucleotides long. The record is from RefSeq and is a predicted model, not a curated record. NCBI's taxonomy places the organism in Eukaryota, Viridiplantae, Streptophyta, Magnoliopsida, Ericales, Theaceae.
AUGAUCAUCACUGGCUCUGAUUCUUGUACUAUUGAGGAGGUUAAGCAUCAGUUGUUUCAGGAGUUCGAGAUGAAGGAUUUGGGGUCUCUUUGGUAUUUUCUUGGUAAUGAGGUUGCCACUUCUCUUACUGGAUAUCUUCUUUCUCAAACUAAAUAUGCCCGUGAUAUUCUUUCUCGUGCCAAUCUCACUGAUGACAAAAUUGUCGACACUCCUCUUGAGUUGCAUGCUAAGUUUUCUGCUUCUGAUGGUGUUUCUCUUGAGGAUCCCACUUUGUAUCGCGAGUUGGUUGGGUGCCUUGUUUAUCUCACCGUUACUCGCCCGGAUAUCUCCUAUGCUGUGCACAUUUUCAGUCAGUUUGUUUCUGCUCCUUGUCCCACACACUGGGCUGCCUUACUUCAUACUUUGCGCUACCUUCGUGGCACUUUGUUGCAAUAUUUGUUGUUAUCUGCCUCUUCGGACUUGACUCAUCGUGCCUAUGCUGACGUUGAUUGGGCAGGUGACAUCUCUGAUCGCAAAUCCACUUCUGGUCUUUGUGUUUUCCUCAGCGAUUCUCUCAUAUCCUGGAAGAGUAAGAAACAGUCUGUUGUUGCUCGUUCCACCGUUGAGGCCGAGUGUCGUGCCAUGGCUUAUGCUACUUCCUAG